This is a messenger RNA of Maylandia zebra (zebra mbuna), 1264 nucleotides long. RefSeq names its product sizzled (gene szl). Gene Ontology annotation, molecular function: Wnt-protein binding. Gene Ontology annotation, biological process: non-canonical Wnt signaling pathway; canonical Wnt signaling pathway. NCBI's taxonomy places the organism in Eukaryota, Metazoa, Chordata, Actinopteri, Cichliformes, Cichlidae. The record is from RefSeq and is a predicted model, not a curated record.
CAUGCCAUUUCAGCAGAGACUGGCAACAAGAAAGCUGGUUUAAAGCUCUCCCUGUUUAGCCUUGUGUCCUCUCCUGGUUUGGCUUUCUGAUCCUGACAUUAUGGCUGUUUUCUUCACUGUGGCUCUUAUGACUAUGGCUUGUCCUUUACUGGCAUUUGACAUGGGUCAGUCUACUCGUUGUGUUGCCAUUCCCCACAAGAUGCAUGUCUGCAAAGAUGUUGGAUACUCAGAGAUGCGUUUGCCAAACUUUUUGGGCCACAGUAGCCUGGAAAGUGAGGUGGUGCCACAUUCAGAGGAUUGGAGGCCGCUGUUGCAGACAGGCUGCCACCCUCAAGCACAAGCCUUCCUCUGCUCCCUCAUUGCCCCUGUUUGUCUUGACACUUUCAUCCAGCCCUGCCGUAGUCUGUGUGUGGCAGUGAGGGAAAGCUGUGCCCCAGUGCUUGCCUGCCAAGGACACUCAUGGCCUGAUGUUCUUGACUGUGACCGUUUCCCUGCUGAGGAAGACAUGUGUCUUUCUCACCAUGGAAAACCUGGCAUCUUUUCUAAAGGGUUGCCUAAAUCUGCCUGUCAAAACUGUCCUUAUGUGGAAGAGGCUCCUGAAUCAAAAACAAUCUUGGAUUCUUUCUGCAGCCAUGAUUUUGCUGUUACUGCCAAACUCCACCGUCUUCGCCUACCCACAGGAGAGCCAGAAUUUGAAAUUGAGGGGCGGGUCGAGUUUAUCCGUCAGGGUCCUCUGUUGCCUUAUGACACCCAGCAUCUGCUCCAGCAGUGGCUCCUUAUCAACGUUAGAUGUGCCCGUGCCCUUGUGCGUCCUGGGAGGUCACAGCUUUAUGUGCUGACUGGUUCUGUGCAGCAUGAUGGGACCCUUUCUCUGACUCGUGUCUUCCCUUGGCACAGAAAAGAUGCAAACAUUGCAGUGGCAUUUCGAAAAUGGAAGCACCACAGAUGUUGAAGGGACAUGGACCAAAACAGGAGCUUGAAAUCUGUGUUUUGAGGCACAGAUGGAGCUCAGUGGCACUGGGUUUUAAGAAGCAUUUGUAAAAGAGGGUAAUUGUUAUGAGAACAGACUCUGACUCAAGCAAUUUGCUCAUCUGAGCAGGUCGCCGUCUCAUUUCAUCUUUGUUAGUGCUUUUGUUAGCACACUGAAUUAAGACGCACUGAAACCUGUACAUAGUAUUAUACAUAUAAAUUUAUAGUAGAUUAUAUUUUCUGUUAAAAGCUGUAUUUAUGAUGUUCCGUGUGUUGUUUGGAAUAAAUGACAAUA